AAUAGCGUAGAUCUACAUAACCUGUCACUGCAACACAAAAGAAGAUCAACAAGUGAGAGACAAGGAGAGAGAGAUGUCGAACACCAGUGAUUAUACUUCAAAAGAGAGUCUUACGAAUUUGUUCAAGGAGAUUUCUGUCGAUGAACAAGAACAAGAGAUAGCAAUACUCUCUAUCCUACUUGAAGGAAUUUCAGUUGAGAAACUCUCAGAUGAAGAACCUGAUGUGGAUUACAGGAUUCGAUCCUUUUCUGAGCUAUUCGACAAGCUUCCUUCUGAUUCUAUUUAUCCAACGGCUUUCUUCAACACUCAUCAUAUCCCUACUAAGUGGCUAAGAGCCGGCGGCAGAGUGCGAACUUUUCAACUUGUUGCAGGAGGAAAACCUGGAGCAUUAAUUCGACCAAAGCAAAGCAAGUCUUAAUUAUUUUUAUCUUUGCCAGAUCUGAUGACUUGGGUUUAAACUUAAAACUUUAUACUUCUGGAGAUGAUUUAAAUGUUUUUUAUAUGGUUGAUUAUGUGUAUUAUCGUUAAGUAGUAGAUUAUGGGCUUGCUAUUUUCAGUUAGCCAGUCAUGUAAUAAUAUCUAUUUGCCAAAUCAAAACACAUAAUAAAAGGAUGUAUGAUAGUAUUAA
Molecule: messenger RNA, 628 nt
Organism: Hevea brasiliensis (rubber tree)
Lineage: Eukaryota; Viridiplantae; Streptophyta; Magnoliopsida; Malpighiales; Euphorbiaceae
Exons: 1
Coding region: 74-418 (114 amino acids)
Source: RefSeq, a predicted model, not a curated record